Penicillium brasilianum is the source of this 4311-nucleotide messenger RNA. The record is from the annotation of a GenBank genome assembly. Lineage: Eukaryota; Fungi; Ascomycota; Eurotiomycetes; Eurotiales; Aspergillaceae.
GUUUCAUUAUCAUCCAGGUAGAGGUUCACCCAAACCAAGUCCGGACUCUACGUCUCCUUUGCCUGUAUAACACAUACUCCGUCGUACUGUCGGUAUCGGUCAUUCGGUGAUCGCCUGCCAUUGACAGCGAGGUAGAGUGCGGCGUGGUGUCACAAUACGGUAUUCCCAAUACGACCGACCCUAUCUCCGCCCCUCCGAUUUCCUACACAUCGCAUUUCUCUUCCUCUGUCUCUUUUUUUUUCCCUCUCUUUCUCUUCACCUCCAUCUACUCCCUUCCCCUGGCUGUGGCCAUAUAUCUGGUUCGUUUCUAGUCCGAUUGGCUCGAUCGCCGAUCUUCUACUGGAUCUCUUGGGUCUUUUUUGGUUGCGCGGAAGACCCGACUUUUUUAGACUCCCGCUGGGAUCCAUCGCAGGGCCCAUCGCGCAGCAUAUCACCAUACCUAAUCACUCUUGCCUGAUCCAACCCAACCAGCCCACUUUACUCUUCUUUCUUCCUGAAAGCUCUUUGUCCUCUCUUCCAUCUGGGCAGUUUCUUUCAGCAAUCUUCAAAAUUAUUCUGGUCCACAUUGCCCAUUUCUUGCAACCUCAUUUCUACAAUUUUGGCUUUUCUUUUUUUCCCUCAAAUUCGUUGCGACCGUGCAUGCCCAGAAAUACGCCUGACAGCGCCAUCCCCAGCCCCGGGCUCCGAUCCAGUUAAUCCGCUCCGAACAAGCGAUUCUCCCGCAGCCGUCGGUUUCUUCAAGUUAAUUACUUGCGCCUCACGAUUCCUCGGUUCUAGUCCCUCCUGUCGCGUGGCUCGACCCCCCCGGAGAAGACGUUCCCGGCCGCCGCAGAUCCUCCAUCGCAACAUCACACUUUGAACGAAAUCGGGCUAGGUGAACUCACAAAGUUGCUUCGCACGCGUGUAUCAUAUUCCUCGAAAGCCACAACUGGUCUAUCGUUGUCACAUUUGAAGCGCUGACCGCUUCUCCCUGACAACUCAUCCCCCCCCCCCCCCCCCCCCCUCCCUCCACGCGUUGCAACCUCCCGCCUCCCCCACUCGCGUUAGGCCUCAUCGCCUGACUUGGUGGAUGCGCGUUGGUAUUUAUACGACGUCCUUCGACUUGAAUCGUUCUACAGUACAUAGGCAAGGGUGGCUGUAGACCCACCGUUCGCCACCAUGAACCAGAUGAACGUUGGAAUGAACCCCGGAGUCGGAGGCCCUGUGGGUGGUGUGCCCAUGAUGAACAAUGGGUCCACGGCUCCUCGUAAUGAUGGCGGCAUGAACAUGAAUAACCCCGAGAUCAUGAUCAAUAACCUCAACACCUAUAUCUAUGACUACUUCUUGAAACGCGGCUACCACGACUGUGCGCGUGCACUCGUGCAAGACGAAUCCAUUAAGAUCAACACCGACAAUGGCACAAAGACCAGUCCGGGCAGCCGGCCCGGGGACGUGAACGGCGUCGAUGGCGAUCCUAUGAUGACUGAUGGAAAAGAUGGCGAGAAAAUCAAGAUUCCUGAUGAUCUUCCUCGACCCAGCCUUCCCAGUGAAAGUCUUCAGUCCUCUUUCUUGUUGGACUGGUUCAGUCUCUUUUGGGACUUCUUCUGGGCCCAGCGGAAGCGGGGUAACAGCAACGACGUGAGGCAAUACCUCCAGCACACCCAGAACAUGAUGCGCAUCCGAGAACAGCAACACAACCAGCUCAUGCGACAACAGCCGAUGAUGCCGGGCCAAGUGCCACUUGGCGUUCGCCGUGGUGGCAACGGCAUGGUUCCUCCCAACUUGCAAAAGGCGGCUCUGAAUAACGGCUUAUCCCAACAGCAAUUGGCCGCCCAGUUCCAGAAGAACCAGCAGAUGCAGAUCAUGCAGCAGAUGCAACGGGAACAGUCUGAAAUGGACAUGAACGGGAAUCGGCCACAGUCACCUGCAUCUGCUGACAACGCUCCCUCGCCGUCGAAACGCCCUCGCCUCGAAGGUGGUGCCGUGAACGGGCAGCAAUUAGCUCCCAAUGGACGUGGACAGGGACAGAUGCAAGGCCAGCAAAACCCCCAGCAGCUGAUGAUGCCGAACGGAAUGCAGAGGGCUAUGAAUCCGGCACAGUAUCAGCAGUUCCCGCCGGGACAAGCUGUGCAACAGAAAUCCAUGCAGGGUCUUCCGAAUGGUGGUAUGAUGAAUCCCGGUGUUAUGCCGAAUCAGGCGGACCUGGUGCCGAUGCCGGAUGGACAAGGAGGCAUGUACCCCGUGGGUCCAGAGUACUACAACUCAAACGGCCAGCUCCAACAGGUUCGGCCCGGCAUGCAAACACCUGGCGGUCAGCAUGGCAACCAUGCUCUCCAGGACUAUCAGAUGCAACUUAUGCUGCUUGAACAGCAGAAUAAGCGUCGCCUGAUGAUGGCUCGUCAAGAGCAGGAUAGCAUGUCCCGUACUGACGGCCAGCCCCCAAUGCCCGGUCAGGGAUUGCCUCCGGGCACCUCUCCCCAGGGUAGCAGGGCGGGUGCGUCCCCGAACCCCAGCGAUCAAAUGAAACGAGGCACGCCCAAGAUGCCUCAGACCGGUCUCCCGGGAUCUCCAAGCGCCGGCGACAUGGGCCAAAACCGUGGAUCCCCCGCGUCAAUGGGUUUGAAUGGCGCCCAGAUGCCUCCCGACAUGGCGGCUGCCGGAUUCUUCCCGGGUCCCGGUGGGCCCAUGCGUCCCCCAAGCUCCAACCCGGCAUUUACUGGAGCUCAAAUGGGUCAGCCCAUCCCCGCCAACGCCGGUCGUGUGCCCAGUGGACAAUGGCAGCCCGGACAGCCUAUGCCUCAGCAUUCGCCGGCCACCCAACCCCAGGCAGGUACCCCGCAGGAUCGCAGCACCAUGCCUCCACCUCAGGCACCACCGGCUGGCGCCAACGCAGGCCGUCCCCAGCCGCCAUCUCCCCAAACUACUGGCAAUGCGCCACCGACGCCCCAGCAGUCUACUAAGGCCGCCCCCAAGGGCAAGAAGGAAGGUGCAAAGGAGAACACUCGCAAGCGUCCCAACAAGAAGAACGCCGCUGCUGCUGCCGCCGCCGCCACCCCCUCUACCGAGGCCAACGAACCUACUCCGACUCCAUCUACUCCCGUCACGCCUCAUGCUCCCAACUCCUUCGCCAAGGGUGGACCUAAUGCCACUGCAACCGCACCUCCCCAGCAGACCUCGGCCCCUGCACCUCCUCCCAUGGUUCAGCCCACUCCGGACCCAAGCCAGCAAACAUUCAAUGAUCUCUCCAUUCCUGAUGCCUCUGCUUUCAGCUUGGACUUCAGCACUCUGGAUAACCCUGACAUUUUGGAGAGCUUUGACUUUGAUACGUUCCUCAACACCGAUGGAGACGGUACCGGCUUCGGCUUUGACCCAAACAUGGGCUACUCCGCUGACGGUGUUGAGACCGGGGCUGGUGACGGCCUGUGAAUGAUUUGAAAAGUCUUGACGGUUCUCUUCAGGUGUUUAAACCUCCGAUAUACCCUUGUUUUUGUACAUUUGUGAUAUUCCUCUUCGUUUUAGUGCGUUCUCCUUGACCGUUUCCUGCGGGUAACUUUCACCCUUGAUUGAUUGUUGUUUGGACCUUUUUUUACGGAACCUAUUCUGCCUCGCUCGGAUAUGUGUUGCGUGCGCAUGUGCUGUGAGAUUGGCGUUGGUGUGCUCCUCUCCCUUUUUUGAGUCUCGCGUGUGUGGUUUGCAUUGUCUAAACCUCCAAUUCUCUCCUUUCUAACCAACUGAUUCUUUUUUCUCCCUGUCGAACAUUCAUCUCCCGCGCAGAUAAUGAUCACGGCAGCGGUGCUGAUGAUUGUUGCGACGGGUGGAAAAUGGGCUGACCCUGAACACCCCGGAGGCGCCAUUCUGUAUUCGAGAUUAGUUGCACUGUGACCUACGAGUUUCUUCGCUUCUCUUCGUUUUAUUACUACACCUUAUUCCUUGUCUGGUCACUUAAUCCCUCGCUUGCCCGAAAUGGGACGAGAAUCUGGCCCAUGUCCGAUAUUCCCUGGUCCGCAGUAUUCCAGCAGCAUCUUGAAGCUGCUAUACCCGGAUUUCCCUUUUCUUUAUGAUCCAUUCUUGUUCUUUUAACCGAAGGACUAGAAUGCCUUUGAUACUUUGCCUUUUUUCUUUUCCUUUUCUUGUCAUUGUCUUUCUUUUUUCUUCUUCCAAUUUCUUACCCUUUUUUUUACUUUUGAUCUGGUCCUAUUAUCAAACAAACCAAAUGGGCGUUAUGAACUGGAAAUUCACAAUUACGUUUCCCAUUCUACAAGCUCCUACUUUACAUCCUUGGUCCAUAUCGGUGAUUAUUACAAUGGUAUCAGCCGUUUUGGUAUAUGCAAC